AAAAAACCACACAGAAAUCGUAUCAUGAGCGAACUAUUAAAGAGGACGGGUAAACAUCUUGAUAGUUGGAUAAAGGUCAAAAACAAGAUAGACACAUUGAAGGGAAAUUACAAAGAAUGGGUCGACCUAAUGAGUAAAACAGGUGUAAGUUCGGAUAGCAGAACUGGAGUUAUCCGUAUGGAUGACGAUUGGUGGCAAGAACGUGAAGCGGAGAGUAGAACCAUUUUGGCCUUUCACCGUAAACCGCCAAAAUAUUGGGAUGCAUUGCAACGUAUUUGUGGACAAUAUGAUGUAUCAACUGAACACAUGUACGAUGUUGAUGGAGCACGUAGAGAACUGCAUGAAGAAGACGAAAGAGCAGAUUUUAGUGGUGGUUUUGAUGAGGAUGGUUAUACUAAUAACGAGAUUCCUCAAACUCAUGACGAAAAUACUGAUGAAGAUGCAGCACCCGAAACACAUGUAGAUAUUCCAGUUGCAUCGGCAGAAAAAAUCCAGAAUCGUUCAGAUCGUAGUAACCGUAGAAAGCAUCAAUUCGAAAGCUCGGUUACCACUGCAUUUCAAGGAAUAGCAGAUGCACGACGUGCAACUGUAUCAGCUAUGCGACCUGAUAGGUACAAUCCCGAAGAAUACGCAAAAUUUAAAGAAGCAUUUGCUAUAUUGAAUUCUUUACCAAUUGAGAAGUACAAACCGUUUUGGAAAGCCUCAGCGAAGCUUCUUAAGGAGGAUGCAUGGUGGUGUAAUGCAUUUUUAGACACCUCUUUUGAGUCAGAUGAAGAUAGAAUCCGCUUUUUGGAAAGUAUAACUGAGGUGGACCGGUUGGAAACCGUAACUCCUUCAAAUUUGGCAAAUUUUGGAUCCUUUUUAAGUGGUUCCAGCGGUGGAAGUGUGCGAUCAUCAGGAAGUUCUGUAGGACAUUCUUCAGGAAAUUCUGUGGGACAUUCAUCCGGAAACUCUGAAUAUAGGUUUGCUGAAUUUCCACAGUUUCAACCAUCUCCCGCUAUGGGACAGUUUUUUUCUUCUCCAGUGCAAGGAUUUAAUAUGCCCGGACAGAUGAUGGGUGCGCCAUAUGUUCCGAUGAUGUUUCCUCAAGGAUUUGGUGGUUAUCCUUUUAUUGCCUCGUCGCCUGCUACACAAAUGAUGCAAACAUCAGGAUCUCCUGGAGUCUUUAAUGUUGGGGCAUCAUCAUCGAUGGGUGGAAUUUCAGCUACACAAAUGGGAGAAACUAAUCAAGAAACAAGAACAAAUUUUUCUCCUGGUUUUGUAACGCCAAAUCGACGAUCAACUAAUACUGGAUAUAGGUUUGGUGUAUCAUCUGCAACUGGUACUCAGCCACGACAGUUAAAUUUUAUGGAUGAUAGAACGUCAAACAAUCCAACUGAUAGCUCGAGACAAUGAAUAUAUAAUCUCAAAUGUUUAUGUCGUUUAUGAAUGUUUG
This is a messenger RNA of Arabidopsis arenosa, 1435 nucleotides long. Lineage: Eukaryota; Viridiplantae; Streptophyta; Magnoliopsida; Brassicales; Brassicaceae. The record is from the annotation of a GenBank genome assembly.